This is a messenger RNA of Osmerus eperlanus (European smelt), 2766 nucleotides long. It is a transcript of the gene ampd1, whose product is annotated as adenosine monophosphate deaminase 1 (isoform M). The record is from RefSeq and is a predicted model, not a curated record. Gene Ontology annotation, cellular component: cytosol. The transcript has 15 exons. Gene Ontology annotation, molecular function: AMP deaminase activity. Lineage: Eukaryota; Metazoa; Chordata; Actinopteri; Osmeriformes; Osmeridae. Gene Ontology annotation, biological process: AMP metabolic process; IMP salvage. The coding region runs from base 157 to 2322 and encodes 721 amino acids.
GACUGGAGAAGUGGAGGGCUCCACACAUCCUCACGACAUCGACCAGGUAGCUGACCUGCAUAGUCCACUCCUCAGGAAGCGUGUUUGUGCAAGGGAACAACCGUCACCAUGCCGAAAGUUGCAGUGCCAGGUGAGUAGGUCUAGACCGAUGAUCGCAUGCGGGCCUUCGCGGAGAAAGUCUUUGCGUCCGAUGCCAAAGACGAGAAUGUCCGUGAUGAGAUCGACAUGUUUGACGUGGCUGAUGACUGUCCCAUCUUGCACGAGGAGAUGGCACUCCACCUGCAAACUGACGAGGAUCCAGAGAAACGGAAGAAGAGACUCCAGCACUGUCGUAACAUUACUGUACCUGUUGCCGGGAGUAAGGGGACACCGGCUUUGAUGGAGGUGCAGGUGGAUACCCCUCUAUACCUGGAAGUACCAGAUUUCCAGAGGGUGGCCAUCAUCGGAGACUAUGCCUCUGGGGUGACCAUGGAUGACUUUGAGCUGUCCUGCAAAGGCCUGUACCGUGCUCUGACCAUCAGGGAGAAGUACAUGAGACUGGCCUACCAGCGCUACCCUCUAACCACCUCCCAGUACCUGCGUGAGAUUGAGAGCGAGCCAUUCAAGCCUGAAGACCAGGUGCAACCAGUGUUUACAUCUCCCCCGAAGGAAGGAGAGGAUCCCUUCGACAAAAAGUGCCUCCCUGAGAACCUGGGCUAUGUAGCACGCAUGAAGGAUGGUGUCAUCCAUGUCUACAACGAUGCCGCAGCCGCCGACAACCACCAGCCCAAGGACCUGCCCGAGCCCGACUAUGAGACCUUCAUCGACGACAUGAACUUCCUCAUUGCUCUGAUUGCACAGGGCCCAACGAAGACGUACACUCACCGUCGGCUGAAGUUCCUCAUGUCCAAGUUCAACGUCCAUGAGAUGCUGAAUGAGAUGGAGGAGAUGAAGGAGCUCAAGCUGAACCCCCACAGGGAUUUCUAUAACUGCAGGAAGGUCGACACUCACAUCCACGCAGCGGCCUGCAUGAACCAGAAGCAUCUCCUUCGCUUCAUCAAGAGGUCCUACCGCGUGGACGCCGACCGCGUGGUGCACAAGCUCCAGGGCAAGGAAGUGACGAUGAAGGAACUCUUCAGUUUCCUCAAGCUGCAUCCCUACGACCUCACAGUCGACUCCCUGGAUGUGCACGCUGGCAGACAAACCUUCCAGCGUUUUGACAAGUUCAAUGCCAAGUACAAUCCCGUGGGAGCCAGUGAGCUGCGUGACCUGUACAUGAAGACAGAGAACCACAUCCACGGCGAAUACUUUGCCACCAUCAUCAAGGAAGUGGCUUCUGACCUGGAGGAUGCCAAAUAUCAGUAUGCAGAGCCUCGUCUGUCCAUUUACGGCUGCAAGAACGACGAGUGGGCCAAGCUAUCCGGCUGGUUCAACAAGCACAGAGUAUACUCUCCCAACCUCAAGUGGAUGAUCCAAAUUCCCAGAAUCUAUGAUAUCUUCAGAGGCAGAGACUUUGUGCCUCACUUUGGAAAGAUGCUGGAGAAUAUCUUCCUGCCAGUGUUCCAGGCCACCAUCAACCCACAGGACAACCCUGAGCUCAGCAUUUUCCUCAAGCAUGUGACAGGUUUUGACAGUGUGGAUGAUGAGUCUAAGCACAGCGGUCACAUGUUCUGCACCAAGAGCCCCAAGCCAGAGGAGUGGGACAUUGUUAAGAACCCCUCUUACACUUACUACAUCUACUACAUGUAUGCCAACAUCGCAGUGCUUAACCAGCUGCGCAAGCAGAGGGGAAUGAACACCUUCCAGUUCAGGCCCCACUGUGGUGAGGCUGGGGCUGUGACCCACCUGCUCGCUGCCUUCAUGACUGCUGACAACAUCUCCCAUGGUCUCAACCUCAAGAAGAGCCCAGUGCUGCAGUACCUGUACUUCCUGACCCAGAUUCCCAUUGCCAUGUCCCCACUCAGUAACAACAGUCUCUUCCUGGAGUACGCCAAGAAUCCUCUGCUUGAGUACCACAAGAAGGGCCUGGUGGUGUCUCUGUCUACAGAUGACCCCAUGCAGUUCCACUACACGAAGGAGCCCCUGAUGGAAGAGUACGCCAUUGCAGCGCAGGUGUUCAAGCUGAGCACCUGUGACAUGUGUGAAAUCUCCAAGAACAGCGUCCUGCAGAGCAGCCUCUCUGCUGAGGAGAAGACUCGUUUCUUGGGUGCUAAUUACCUGAAGGAAGGACCUGAAGGAAAUGAUAUCCGCAAAACCAACGUGGCACAGAUUCGUAUGGCCUAUCGCUACGAGACACUGUGCUAUGAGCUUAACCUCGUCAAGGAGGGUCUGAAGUCUGACUAGACACACUUAUGCACACAAACAAACACACUCUCACACACACUCACAUAGAUCUGAACAAAAACACAUUUUCAAGGGCUGGGACAUUGUCUUCUUUAAAAAGACUGUAAUGCAAUGUUUACAUAACUGUUUACUCAAUGGUUUUGAGUACAAUGUAUGUAAAAAGCUUGAUUGAAAGCAAAAGCCGCUGCAAUGAUGAUGCCCCACCCUUAAUGGCAAAGCCUUCUUAACUUGUGUUCUCUCCAUUGAAAGUAAUAAAUGUGUUUUAGCACAGUGCCAUUUAGUUAUCAAAUUAAAACAAAUCAUAUUAUUAUUUAUCUUUUUGCUACAUAGUUUUAUUGUCCUGUGCUCAUUUCGUUGAAUGUAUAGAUACGUAAAUGUAGCCUACCAUGGACGGACACGAUGUACAAGAAUGAUCUGAAACGAUUACAAGUAUUUAAAAUCAAA